UCUCUCUUCCAAUCUCUUAUUUUCUCUCCCUACUUGGCCAAAAAACCCAAGUCAGAAAAUGGAGGACCAGAUAUCCAAACUGAGCCUGCGGCCCUUCCAUCUUUCAGACAUUGAUGACUUCAUGGUUUGGGCUAGUGAUGAUCUUGUUACUAGGUUUUGUAGUUGGGAUGCAUACACAUCUAAAGAAGGUGGGUUAGCUCACUUGAGAGAUCGAACCCUUCCCCACCCAUGGCACAAGACUAUUUGCCUAAGUGAUCGACCCAUAGGCUCCAUAUGCUUGACCCAAGGGUCAGGUGAGGCCCUUUGUAGAGGAGAAAUUGGCUAUGCGUUGGCCUUUAAGUAUUGGGGCCAAGGCCUAGCAACACAUGCAGUCAAUAUGGUACUCUCUAGUGUGUUCAAGGAUAAGCCAGAGUUGGAGAGGAUAGAAGCUCUUGUAGAUGCUGACAAUGUGGGGUCUCAAAGAGUUUUAGAGAAAGUUGGAUUCAAAAAAGAAGGGCUGCUCAGGAAAUACUUGAUCCAUAGGGGAAAGACCGUUGACGUGUUUAUGUAUAGUUUCCUUUCUACUGAUUUAAUUAAGUGAUUGUACACUUUUUAAUUUAUGUGAAAAUUUGAUUCAAUUUUAAAUUCCCCCACUUAGGGUUUGGGAUCUUAGGCUCAAUUGUUACUAGAUCAUAAAUUUGGAAGUAUGAUUUUGGUUU
This is a messenger RNA of Amborella trichopoda, 698 nucleotides long. The record is from RefSeq and is a predicted model, not a curated record. NCBI's taxonomy places the organism in Eukaryota, Viridiplantae, Streptophyta, Magnoliopsida, Amborellales, Amborellaceae.